AUGCACAGUGAUCCGUACUGAUCAACUAUCGGAUCCCAAGGCACCGUAAUGGAAGCCCCGUUAGUUGUUUCUUCACCUCCUUCAACUCCUCCGUCGACAGCUUCUACUCUUCCUGUUAGCUGCAGAGAAACGCGCUGAAAAACUUCUUCCUCGCCGUCGCCGGAGUGAUUGUCGGAUCGGAUCCACCUCUUCUUCGCCGCCUCUUUUUUUCUGAUCCGCUGCGAUUAGAGAGGUGACAGAAACUCGCUGGUACACGCUAGAACUUCCACGUUGCAAAGACUUCCCUCUGGGAAAUCGCUUCAUACCUGUUCCACAAGAAGUAAAUUACAUUAAGAAUUAGGAUGUACUGCCAACUUCGCCUCGCCCUAUAAAGCUUUUUAAAAUAGUAUAGGAAUUAUACUUGAGUUUUUUUUUUUCACAUUUCCUUCGUUGAAAUUCAUACCAGCUACCAUGUAGUUAGAGGAGAUUCGACGUUUCAUGAUCACACAGUUUAAAACCUCAAAGCAUUGCCAUGCUAAUAAUUUCCUAUUUCAGUUGUUUGUCUCUGCCCAAGAUAGCUGUUAAGUUUCCCAUCUUCAGUUGAAUUGCUAGUUCUUUGCGUAGCUUCUAAAUUAUUCAUGUUCUACUUUCCCUAAAUUUUAAAACUAGGUUAAUCUUAAAAUAGUUUCUGUAGGAGUUGCUAUUGCAUGACUUCAAGUCUAAAUAUAAAUAUAAUCUUAAAACUGGAUAUUUAGAAGCUAAAUAAAAUAUAGAUGUUUGUGCUGAAGCCUAUCAUCUUAAGUAAUGAAGAACAGUAAGGAAUGUCUAGGUGACCAAACAAACUAAUUGUGGCAGAUUGAAUAUGUACAAAAAACAAGUAAUUUUGUAGAAAUGAAGUUAUCAUAAUCUCAGUUGUUCAGAGUGAAAAUGAUUGCAGAGUUUGACAAAAUGCGACAUAAUUAUUUUUCCCAAACAAGCUUAUAACUAUUUCUACUAUUUCAAGAUGAGGAAGUGGACGAUAUGAAAUAAUACCAUAUGAAGUCAAACUUAUGCAUAGAAGAAAGUGCUUGCAUAAAAAAUCAUGUGCUGUUAGUAAUGGUAAGGUCCCAAUAAUCUUAUAGUAAAUCUGAAUGCAGUCACUAACUAAUCAUCUAAAUGAACAUAAAUGAAAAUGAAAAUGACAAUGUAACAAAUUUGGCAGUCGCUUAAUUAAGGAAAUGCAUGAUAUUACCCUAAGAGGAUAUUAUUAAUAAAGGAGAUUGGUUUUAAGAGUUAAAUAAAAUCCGAAAAAAUAAAAAAAAAAAAAACUUAAAACAGACACCAUCGCCGUCGCAUUCGCGGCCCCGGCAUAUCUCUGCCUUUCCUCCUCGGCAUCGGCACCUCUGUUGUCCUCCGCAACACCAUCGCCGACGGCAUUCGCGGCCCCGCUUUCCUUGUCUUCAUGGGCGUCACUCUGUCCAUCACCGCCUUCCCUGUACUUGCUUGAAUCCUCGCCGAGCUCAAGCUUCUCACCACCGACAUAGGCCGCAUGGCCAUGUCUGCCGCUGCUGUCAACGACGUUGCCGCCUGGAUCCUCCUCGCUCUCGCCAUUGCCCUUUCAGGCUCUCGAUCGCCACUUGUAUCCCUUUGGGUACUCGUCACCGCCGCUGCCUUUGUCGCCAUUGCAGCCUUGGUUAUUCGCCCUGUUCUGGCGCGGAUGGCUCGUCGCUCACUGGAAGGGGAACCGGUUAAGGAAGUUUAUAUCUGCGCCACCCUCACCACCGUCCUCGUCGCUGGCUUCAUUACAGACACCAUUGGAAUACAUGCUCUGUUCGGGGCCUUUAUGGUGGGGAAUGUGAUGCCAAAGGAAGGACCUUUCGCUGGUGUUCUUAUCGAGAAAGUCGAAGACUUAAUCUCCGGCCUCUUCCUGCCCCUCUACUUCGUCUCCAGCGGCCUCAAAACUAACGUCGCCACCAAAAGCAAUGGAAAGUCCUGGGCGCUUCUUGUUCUAGUCAUCUUCAACGCAUGUCUGGGCAAGAUCGGUGGCACAAUCCUCGCUUCCCUCGUUGUGAAAAUCCCCUUUCGCGAGGCCCUCACUCUCGGCUUCCUCAUGAACACCAAGGUGCAGGACCCACAAUUAUUUUCUCCCCACUUAAGGAGUCGUGCCGUAUGAGGGGGGAUUCAUGGUUCUUCUUUCUGUGCAUAUUGAAGAUUCGCAAAUGCAAGAUCGAAUAUUGAUGAAUGUUUAAUUAAAAUAUUGAAUUCUGU
Messenger RNA from Dendrobium catenatum, 2226 nucleotides. RefSeq names its product cation/H(+) antiporter 18-like. The record is from RefSeq and is a predicted model, not a curated record. Gene Ontology annotation, molecular function: antiporter activity. Gene Ontology annotation, cellular component: membrane; endomembrane system. Gene Ontology annotation, biological process: proton transmembrane transport; regulation of pH. Lineage: Eukaryota; Viridiplantae; Streptophyta; Magnoliopsida; Asparagales; Orchidaceae. Bases 1508 to 2131 code for a protein of 207 amino acids. The transcript is spliced from 2 exons.